This is a messenger RNA of Hibiscus syriacus, 811 nucleotides long. RefSeq names its product RING-H2 finger protein ATL67-like. Gene Ontology annotation, molecular function: transferase activity. The transcript has a single exon. Lineage: Eukaryota; Viridiplantae; Streptophyta; Magnoliopsida; Malvales; Malvaceae. Gene Ontology annotation, biological process: protein ubiquitination. The record is from RefSeq and is a predicted model, not a curated record. Bases 74 to 661 code for a protein of 195 amino acids.
GCUUCAUGCAAAAUAUCCGAAAGCCAGAAAAAUCAAAGCAGAGCAAAAGCACCGCAAUGAAUGCCAGUAUUAAAUGCAGCAGCGUCUACCCACCUUUCUUCUUCUUCCUCCAAAUAGCCUUUUUCUUUCACCAAAUGGAUCCUCAAUGUCCACUCCUUCCCCUAAUUAUCUCACAAACUUAGGCCUCGGCUAUUCCAUCGUCAUCGCCCUUGGUUUCUUCGUCCUCCUCGCCUCCUACAUCUGUUGCCGCUCCUCCACUCCCAACACCACCGCCUCCAUCUCCGAUGGAAACUCUCUCCCCAGGAUCAUUUUCGUCGCGGAAGACGGGGACGACGGGAACGCCGUCGUGGGGCUCGACCAGGCUGUUAUAAAUUCUUACCCCAAGUUCCAGUUCAGUAAAGAUCAACCGUCCGCUGCGGAUCCCGGCGAGGUUAGCACGGUGUGUUCGAUUUGUUUGAGCGAGUAUAGAGAUUCGGAGAUGUUGAGGAUGAUGCCCGAGUGUAGGCAUUAUUUCCAUGUUCCCUGUCUUGAUGCUUGGUUGAAACUUAAUGGGUCUUGGCCCGUUUGUCGGAACUCCCCGCUUCCGACUCCGUUUUCUACACCUUUGUCGGAAGUCGUUCCUUUGUCCCAGUACGCUGCCGAUCAAAGGACUCGAAGGUGACUUAUGGGGGAAACCAAUAUUUCUUUUUGUUAGUCAUUGAAGAUCUCAUAUAGUUUCGGUGGUUGAUUUCUUUCUUUUCUCUCUGUUGGGUUGUUUCAAUCGAAGAGAGCAUUUUUUCUUUUUUCUUUUCAUCACUUAAAAGAGAGCAUU